This is a messenger RNA of Setaria italica (foxtail millet), 915 nucleotides long. Its product is annotated as late embryogenesis abundant protein D-34. The record is from RefSeq and is a predicted model, not a curated record. Bases 138 to 683 code for a protein of 181 amino acids. The transcript is spliced from 2 exons. NCBI's taxonomy places the organism in Eukaryota, Viridiplantae, Streptophyta, Magnoliopsida, Poales, Poaceae.
UGCACAACUCUAUAUAAGUAUUCUGAAGAAAGCAACAGAUUAGCCUUCACCCAACACGAGUUCCUCCCUUGUGUCCAGAAGCACCUCGAUCCCAAGGUAGCAGCUAGGAACGAAGAGUAUAGUGUAGUGGUGCAGCAAUGGCGCAGCCGCAGCCGAGAAGAGGCGAAGAUGAGGGGCUGCAGCAGCAGGGGCAGGGCAAGGCCCCGGCGGUGGCGCAGCAGGAGCCCAUCAAGUACGGCGACGCGUUCGCCGUGAAGGGCGAGCUGGCGGCGCAGCCCAUAGCGCCGCGCGACGCCGCCGCCAUGCGCUCCGCCGAGGACAGCGUGCCGGGCGUCCAGGUCCCGCAGGAGAGCGGCGGCGGGUUCAGCGCCGGGGCCUUCAUGGAGUCCGCGGCCCAGUACAACGAGGCCGUCGGCGCCGUGCGCCCCGGCCAGGCCAGCGACGCCGCCGCCAAGCACGGCAUCAACGUCACCCAGGACGCCGUGCCCGGCGGCCGCAUCGUCACCGAGUUCGUCGCGGGCCAGGUGGUAGGGCAGUAUGCCGUCGCCGAAGUGGCGCCGGCGCAGCAGGACUCGGCGGGUGCCAAGGCCGCCGGGACCGGGGGUGGUGCAGGCCAGGGCGACGCGGGCGCAACAGGAGCGCCCGGCGCGCCGGCUGGUGCCGCGGCAGCGAGGCGCGGCUGAGAUAAAUGACAUGGGCCAGGGCCAUGUUUUAAUGUUAUCAUGUUACUUUACUACUGUGUACUCCUGUAAUUGUCGUGUUACUGUGGGUGUAUGAACAACUCACGCGAAUAGGCAGCCACAACCACACAUCAAAGUUUGGCGAAUGUAUGGAACUGUUUGUGUACGGAAAUAACAAAGAUGCAUGCAUCAGCAAGGGAAUGGCGUGAUAUUAUAUAUACAGAUGGCGAACGAA